AGGAACUGACUCAAGAGAAAGAAAGGUAUAUAAAAGAGAACGGAAAAAGUAAUUAUCAAUAUUCACGAAAAUGCUUGCAGUUGAAUCAAAAAGAAGUUCAAAAUCUUCUCCAAAAUAAAACUCCUUAUGUUCUGCGCUUGAAAAUUCCCCAAGAACAUAAUUACUCCUUUUGUGAUUUAGUGCGAGGUGAAGUUAAAUUUCAAGGCAAAGAUAUUGAGGAUUUUGUUCUUUUUCGCCAAAAUGGAAUCCCUAACUAUAAUUUUGCUUGUGUUAUUGACGAUUAUUUGAUGAAAAUUAGCCAUGUUUUACGAGGCGAAGAACAUUUAUCCAAUGCUGGCAAGCAAUUACGCGAUAAAGAAACCAGCCAAUGGCAAUUAAUUGGCCAACUACGAGAAAAAGGUUAUUUACCACAAGCAAUAGUUAAUUACUUACUUCUUUUAGGCUGGCAUCCCGGAACUACCGAAGAAGUUUUUAAUUUGGAGGAAGCGAUUAAACAAUUUAACUUAGAAGGGUUAAACGCACGCGGAGCAGUUUAUGACUUGGAAAAACUUAAUUGA
Molecule: messenger RNA, 557 nt
Organism: Ambispora gerdemannii
Lineage: Eukaryota; Fungi; Glomeromycota; Glomeromycetes; Archaeosporales; Ambisporaceae
Source: the annotation of a GenBank genome assembly